GAGACGUAGGAUGGUGGCGUGCGCGGGCGCGCGGCGUGCCGACGGGGCCGGGGCUACUCCUCCGCCCCCGUACGAUGGCCGCAUUUAAGCCCCCCGGCCGCGGUCGCUUGCCGUCGCCCUUCUCCCCACAGCAGCGUCGCGGCGACGCCAUGUACGUGACCAGAGACCACCGGUCGGGCGAGGGCCGUCUCUUUUUCAUUCCCUCUCGCUUUCUCCACCCCCGUCCCCGCGUCGCAUUCGAGUGCCCGCUCAUUAGCCGCCACCUACUACUAGUUGCUUGGCGCUGAGACUCUGAUCCCUUUCCGUUUCUGUUCGGUAUUCUCGGUUGUCCCUUCGACCUUGGAGGCUGCAGCAAUGGCGGCUCCCCGUGGAAGGUCGGCUCCGGCAUGUGUUCUUCUUCCCCUCCUCCUCGGCUUCGUGCUUCUGCUGCAGGGAGCUCCGUCGCAAGCCGGCGACACCGUCGCCGCCGGCCGGCCGCUGUCCGGCGGGGACAGCCUGGUGUCCAAGCGUGGCAAGUUCAGGCUCGGCUUCUUCCAGCCAGACAACUCGUCAGAUCAUUGGUACCUGGGCAUCUGGUACAACCAAAUCUCGUUGCACACCACGGUGUGGGUGGCGAACCGGGAGGCGGCGAUCACCGACCCGGCGUCCUCCCAGCUUUCCAUCGCGAGCGACGGCAACAUGGUCAUCCUGGAUCACCGGAGGUCCACCGUCUGGUCAACCAACGUGACCGGCGUCGUCGCCUCCAACUCCACUACGGUGGGCGUCAUCCUCGACACCGGCAACCUCGUGCUGGCGGACGCGUCCAACACCUCCGCCGUGCGGUGGCAGAGCUUCGACCACUUCGGCGACACGUGGCUCCCCGGCGGGAAGCUCGGCCGGAACAAGCGAACCGGCGAGGUCACGCAACUCGUCGCGUGGAAGGGCUACAACGACCCGUCGCCGAGCCCGUUCUCGCUCGAGCUCGACCCUGGCGGCUCCAGCCAGUACCUGCUCAAAUGGAACGGCGGCGAGCAGUACUGGAGCAGCGGCAACUGGACGGGCCACGCGUUCACCGCCGUGCCGGAGAUGACGCCCACCGACGCGUCGCCGCUGUCCAAGUACACCUUCGGCUACGUCGACGGCGCCGACGAGAGCUACUUCGUCUACGACGUCACCGACGAGUCCGUGGUCACGCGGUUCCUCUUCGACGUCACGGGGCAGAUCAAGUUCCUGACGUGGGUGGAGGCCGCCAAGGAGUGGAUGCUCUUCUGGUCGGAGCCCAAGAAGCAGUGUGACGUCUACGCCGUCUGCGGGCCCUUCGGCGUCUGCACCGAGAACGCCCUGCCGUCCUGCAGCUGCCCCCGGGGAUUCAGCCAGCGGCGGCCCGGCGAGUGGCUGCAGAACGACCACACCGCCGGCUGCGCCAGGAACGCCGGCCUCGCAUGCAGCGAUCGAGACGGGCAGCACCAGAAGAACAGCAAGAACGACGACGACAGGUUCUACACGAUGGACGACGCGAGGCUGCCGAGCAGCGCGCGGAGCGCGGCGGCGGCGAGUGCUCGUGACUGCGAGCUCGCGUGCCUCGGCAACUGCUCCUGCACCGCGUACUCUUACACUGGCGGCGGCGGCUGCUCGCUGUGGUACGGGGACCUCAUCAACCUCCAAGACACGACGGCCAGCGGUGGCGGCAGCAGCAUCUCGAUCCGUCUGGCGGCGUCCGAGUUCUCAGGCACCGGGAACGCCAGGAAGCUGGUCAUCGGGCUCGCCGCCGCGGGGUCCGUCGCCGCGGUCGCCGCCAUCGUUCUGGCCACAAUCCUCAUCCUGAGAAGCAGAAGGAUCAAGUCGCUGAGGAGAGUCGAAGGAUCCCUCAUGGCGUUCACGUACCGCGACUUGCAAUUCGUGACCAAGAACUUCACCGAGAAGCUCGGCGGCGGCGCGUUCGGGUCGGUGUUCAAAGGUUCUCUGCCUGACGCGACGCCCGUCGCGGUCAAGAAGCUUGAAGGCGUUCGGCAGGGGGAGAAGCAGUUCCGCGCCGAGGUGAGCACGAUCGGCACGAUCCAGCACGUGAACCUGAUCAGGCUGCUGGGGUUCUGCUCCGAGAGGACGAGGCGGCUGCUCGUCUACGAGCACAUGCCCAGGGGCUCCCUGGACAGGCACCUGUUCGGGGCUAGCAGCCAGGGCGGCGUCCUGAGCUGGGAGACGAGGUACCAGAUCGCCCUGGGGAUCGCGAGGGGCCUGGAGUACCUGCACGACAAGUGCCGGGACUGCAUCAUCCACUGCGACAUCAAGCCGGAGAACAUCCUCCUGGACGAGGCGUUCGUGCCCAAGGUGGCCGACUUCGGGCUCGCCAAGCUCAUGGGCCGCGAUUUCAGCCGCGUGCUCACCACGGUGCGGGGCACGGUGGGGUACCUGGCGCCGGAGUGGAUCGGCGGCGCGGCCGUCACCACCAAGGCCGACGUGUUCAGCUACGGCAUGAUGCUGUUCGAGAUCGUCUCGGGCCGGAGGAACGUCGGGCAGCGCGGCGACGGUGCCGUGGACUUCUUCCCGGCGACGGCGGUGGGCAUGCUCCUCGACGGCGACUUGAGGGGCGCGGUGGACUGCCGGAUCGCCGGCGAGGCGGACGUCGCCGAGGUGGAGAGGGCAUGCAAGGUGGCGUGCUGGUGCGUGCAGGACGCCGAGAGCCUGCGGCCGAGCAUGGGGAUGGUGGUGCAGGUCCUGGAGGGGCUCGUCGACGUCGACGUCCCGCCCAUCCCGAAGUCGCUCAAGGUGCUCGCCGAUCCGGCCAAGUACGUCGAGUUCUUCUCAGGGUUGCCGUCGACCUGAGAUUCACUGCUAGCGGCACGAACUUAGCAGUAGUGUGUGUGUGUGUGUGUGUGUGUCAAGAGGCUGUACUCCUGACACGAAGCUUGUAGUAGAAUACUAGUACUGCACAGAGCCAAGAAAAAUUUCCAGAGAAGUGCUUUAGUAUUGUACGAUUAUUAACCACAUAGAAUAUAUUCUGAAAUGUAUCGAAA
This is a messenger RNA of Setaria italica (foxtail millet), 2993 nucleotides long. Its product is annotated as G-type lectin S-receptor-like serine/threonine-protein kinase At2g19130. Lineage: Eukaryota; Viridiplantae; Streptophyta; Magnoliopsida; Poales; Poaceae. Bases 355 to 2802 code for a protein of 815 amino acids. The record is from RefSeq and is a predicted model, not a curated record. The transcript is spliced from 3 exons. Gene Ontology annotation, molecular function: ATP binding; protein serine/threonine kinase activity. Gene Ontology annotation, biological process: protein phosphorylation; recognition of pollen.